AUGUUUAGAACUACUUUAUUAAAAUCAUUAAGAGCUUCAGUAUCAAAACCUUCAAUCGUGAAAACCAUUCAAUCAUCAUCAAGAUCAUUAUUCACCAUCACCACCAUCACUAACAACAAAAAUGUCACUCCUUUGACUUCAUCAAUGAACUUUAUUCGUUGUUAUAGUGCCUUCCCAGAAUUAACUAGAGAUAUUGCUAAAGAAAGAAUUAUUGAAUUAUUAGAAGGUUAUGAUAAAGUAGAUCAAUCUAAAGGUGAAAUCACUGAACAAAGCUCAUUUACUUCUGAUUUAGGUUUGGAUUCUUUAGAUGUUGUUGAAGUGAUUAUGGAAUUAGAACAUGAAUUUAAUAUUCAAAUCCCUGAUAAUGAAGCCGAUAGUUUAAAAACUGUUGGUCAAACUAUUGAUUAUAUUUUAGCUCAACCAGAUUCUUGUUAA
This is a messenger RNA of Candida albicans SC5314, 435 nucleotides long. RefSeq names its product Acp1p (gene ACP1). Gene Ontology annotation, cellular component: mitochondrion. Gene Ontology annotation, molecular function: acyl carrier activity; acyl binding. Lineage: Eukaryota; Fungi; Ascomycota; Pichiomycetes; Serinales; Debaryomycetaceae. Gene Ontology annotation, biological process: fatty acid biosynthetic process. The transcript has a single exon. The record is from RefSeq and is a predicted model, not a curated record. Bases 1 to 435 code for a protein of 144 amino acids.